Messenger RNA from Cimex lectularius (bed bug), 1538 nucleotides. Its product is annotated as acyl-CoA-binding domain-containing protein 5A. The transcript has 7 exons. The coding region runs from base 380 to 1279 and encodes 299 amino acids. Lineage: Eukaryota; Metazoa; Arthropoda; Insecta; Hemiptera; Cimicidae. The record is from RefSeq and is a predicted model, not a curated record. Gene Ontology annotation, biological process: fatty acid metabolic process. Gene Ontology annotation, molecular function: fatty-acyl-CoA binding.
GAAUGCCGAUACGAGUGAAGUAUCGAUACUUGAUCCGCAGGCUAAGGCGCGAUGUGUCUGCGCUUCUGGUUCCGAUCGGGGAUCAGGCUCAGGCUCAGGGAGUAGUGACAGCCGACCGCCGACCAGUCCCGGCCACGGUGUCAGUGUGCCUCCGUCCGCCGUGCCCUUCUCUGACGCCCGGGCCUUGCUCGCGCUUCACGUCCGAAGGCCAACGCAAAACGCCCGCGCCUCGUCCCCUCUACAUUGACGUUUCGCCCGUGCCGUCACCGGGCGACCUCUUCGCCGAUCUCCGACCCUCGGCCCGUUCGCGUACAGUCUGCCCAGAAAAUCGCCUCUCCACGGCCAGUCUUUUAAACGUAAUUUCACUGGAGGGUGCGAAAUGACAACCGAGGAGAGAUUCAACGCGGCCGUCAGCGUGAUACGGAACCUUCCGAAAAAUGGUUCUUUUAUGCCAUCAAAUGACUUGAUGCUUACAUUUUACGCCUAUUUCAAACAGGCGACAGAAGGCUGGGAAAAUAGAGGAUUGUGCCCUCCAUUUUGGGAUGUUGUCAGAAGGGCCAAAUGGGAUGCUUGGAACAAGCUUGGCAAAAUGCCUAAAGAAGAAGCUAUGAACAAAUAUGUUGAGCAGCUUAACAAGAUUGUCGAGACUAUGGCAUUGACAGACAAUGUGGCCAAUUUCCUUACAAGCGUAAGCACAUACUCCGGCAAUGUUGAGGAUAUUGAAAUGUCCAUCGGCCCUACUUUGAGGAAAGUCAGGUCACAACCAGGUUCACCGUUUGUUUCACACGAUACAUCUCCAAAUCGGGAAGUAGCAUCUAAUCCAUCGAGUCAGUCUUCACCACAACACUUGUCACAACCUGUAGAUGUAGACGACGAUGACGAAGACUUCCUCGAUUCUGUGGAGGAGAAUGCAGAUGUAUUCGAUUCAUCUAAAUACCAUAAGAAAAAAGAAGCAUCUCAGAACCAUCAUGAGUUGAUGAAUGGAACUGUCAAACCUCACAAAACUAAAUUACAAAAUGGGAACAACUCCCAGACCGCACCAUUAUCACAAAAAGAUUCAGUCAAUGAAAUUCUGCAAAGAGCGAUUGAAUCAUUACGGCGUGACCUAUCGCUUGCCAAUGCAAAAGUAAAAGAGCUGGAAGAUCGGCAGGUCAUCAUGGCAAAACGCAGUUCAUGUCUCAGCUUGUGGAACAUGCGUAGAGAGACAGCUGUCUUUAUAGUGUUAUGGCCAUUUUUUGUCUUUUUCAUACUCAACCGAUUGACCAGGAAAAAGCAAUAGCACGACAAGACCAUGUAAAGGAGAAGAAAAUGAAAAGCUAUCUCAAAAAUAAGCAAUUCAAUUUUUAAUCAGAGGAAUACAUUUUAUUGAACUGAUGUAAAUAAUCAUCAUUUAUUCGAUGAAUAUUAAAAUAUAUAAUUUUACCAAAUAUACUGUUUGUGGGCCUUAAGUACGAAUUAGAAAGUAUAAAAAUAUGUAAUUAAAAAUCAAGAUUAUCUUUGAGAUGUUUUGUGAUAAUAAAAUUGUUAUUUUGUUUGGA